AUGUCCUCCAUUGUGUCUGAUGCUCCUCUCAUUGUCACCAUUCCUCACAAGGAAGCAGCACUUGCAUGUUGUGAUGAAGUUGAUCCUGUUGCAAAGUCGAUAGGGGCGGUUAAUUGCAUCGUCAGGCAUCCUGAUGGGAAGUUGGUUGGUUGCAAUACAGACUAUGUUGGUGCAAUUUCUGCCAUUAAGGAUGGCCUUCUGGAUUCGCAUAAUGGCUCUACGGGAAUUGGGUCGCCCUUGACUGUGGCUUUCUUAUUGGAUAAGCACAGGGGAGUAAGUGCCAUUUCUUAUGAAUUUGUUCCAUAUGUUUUUUAUGGUGCUUAUGUUGAUGUAGAAGGCUAG
This is a messenger RNA of Fraxinus pennsylvanica, 342 nucleotides long. Lineage: Eukaryota; Viridiplantae; Streptophyta; Magnoliopsida; Lamiales; Oleaceae. The record is from the annotation of a GenBank genome assembly.